Zygotorulaspora mrakii is the source of this 315-nucleotide messenger RNA. It is a transcript of the gene BLS1, whose product is annotated as Bls1p. Lineage: Eukaryota; Fungi; Ascomycota; Saccharomycetes; Saccharomycetales; Saccharomycetaceae. Bases 1 to 315 code for a protein of 104 amino acids. The record is from RefSeq and is a predicted model, not a curated record. The transcript has a single exon.
AUGCCUAAUAAAAGCGAUUUAGAUCAGCUAGUAAAUCGUAUUUGCAAAUCUAGUCGAGAGACUGAAUGUUCGAAAGUUUUGAAAGAGAUAGAGUCUAACAAUGAGUAUAUUACUAACGUGCAACUGAAAAAGCUGCUAAAACUACAUGACAUCUCUUUCAAGGAUAAGUGUGUUCUUCCAGCACAAUCAUUGUAUGACAAGUGCAAUGAAUGCGUGAUACAGGACGGAGAUCUUCAAAAUUGGGCUGAGCUCAUUGAUAGAGACGUGAGGGUCCUUGAGGAGUCUAUACAACUAAUAAAGGAAAAUAAAAGAUGA